AUGGCUGCAUUACCUUCUAGAAUAGCAGCCAAAUUUCUUCAGACUCUUCGAAAUGUAUUUGAAAUUUCUAAAGAUGGCAAUGUGGCCUUUGAUAUAUUGCAUCUGAAAGAAAAAUCCUACUUUGUCACAGACUAUGAUCCCACUAUUGAAGAUUCCUAUACAAAGCAAUGUCAAAUAGAUAGUAUAGUAGCACGCUUAGACAUUCUUGAUACUGCUGGUCAGGAAGAAUUUAGUGCUAUGCGAGAGCAGUACAUGCGAACUGGUGAAGGUUUUCUGCUUGUGUUCUCUGUAACAGAUAGAAGUAGUUUUGAGGAAAUAUAUAAAUUUCAAAAACAGAUCUUAAGAGUAAAAGAUCGAGAUGAGUUCCCCAUGAUUUUAGUUGCAAAUAAGGCAGAUUUAGAAGAUAACCGAUCGGUUAGUAAAGAUGAAGGCUUGGAACUCGCCAGGCAGCUGAAAGUUAGCUAUACAGAAGCAAGUGCCAAAAACAGAAUGAAUGUUGACCAAGCAUUCUAUGAUUUGGUCAGAAUUAUCAGAAAAUUCCAAGACGAAGAACGUCCACAAGUGAAACCUGAGAAAAAACUGAAACGAGCCUGCUGUAUACUGUAGCAUAUUAUCCAGUGUCUCUGCUUCUUCAAAUAACAAGAUAUAUUAAUAAUAACAACAACAACAAAAACAAACUACCCAGAAGUCUCUCACUCUAUUGCGCACUCUCUCUUGUUCUUUUCCUCACUCACUCUAUCUUUCUAUCUGUAUAUCUAUCUAUGCCUAUUUCUGGUUCUGUACUUUAUUGCUCAGAGCCUCCUGCCAACCAACCAACCAACCAACCAACCACCCAACCAAUCAGCAUUCCUCACAGGACAACCUGUUAUCUACUUCCUCUGCCAUUGUGUAUAAAGUAUAAUAUAAUAUAUAUAUAUAUAUAUAUAUAUAUAUAUAUAUAUAAGUAUGUAUGUGUCUACUUCCAUGUAUUACUGUGCGUAUAUGAAAUACAUAUACAUAUAUAGAGAGAGAUAGGUGUUACAUAUUCUAAAUAUUAUGUUUAUAUGAAAUAUGUGUAUACAAUAAUACACAUACAAACAAUAUCAUGUACAUAUAUAUAUAUAUAUAUAGACAUAUAUAUGUGAUUGUGUGUAAACUUCCCAUGAAUAUGUAACCACACACACACACACACACAAAUCCUUAAUGUGUGUACAUAUUUGAAGUAAUAAUAUAUAUAUUCUUUAGAGGAUAUAUAUAUAUACACUAAGGUGUAUGUGUAUACAUAUAUUGUACAUACAUAUUUUAAAUACUUAUGUAUCUAUAUAGGUAUUUAAAAUAAUGUCUGCAUAUGUGUAUGUAUAUAUAAUUGCAUAUGUGUAUAUAUCAUUACAUGUAUAUUAUUUUUUAUUUGGCAGAAGUUACAAAGUGACCCAAAUGUUGAGAGUUUUGUGCAAUGGCACUUAUCAAACUGCUUUAUAAUAUCCCACACUUUGGGGAAGUACUGCUGCUAAUCAAAAGUAAUAAAAAAAAAUAUACUCAUA
This is a messenger RNA of Octopus bimaculoides (California two-spot octopus), 1520 nucleotides long. RefSeq names its product ras-related protein R-Ras2. NCBI's taxonomy places the organism in Eukaryota, Metazoa, Mollusca, Cephalopoda, Octopoda, Octopodidae. Gene Ontology annotation, biological process: signal transduction. Gene Ontology annotation, molecular function: GTPase activity; GTP binding. The record is from RefSeq and is a predicted model, not a curated record. Gene Ontology annotation, cellular component: membrane.